GUUCUUAAAAUAAUAGUAAUAAAAGUACUUUUGCUUCUUGCACAAACACAUAUGACAUCCUGAAAGUCCCCCCAUAAAGCUGAUAGUACUAUUGAUCUAUUUUCUCUGAUUGAACUUUAUCAGAUCAUGAUUUGUCACUUUAAAAAAGUUGUUUGGUUUUACACCAACAGGUGUGUGUGUGUGUGUGCAUUCUUGAGCACAUAAUCAUCACCUUGCUCCUCCUCAUCAUUCACCACCUCCUCCAGGAAUCAGUUCUUCAUCAUUCAAACCUCCUAAGAACUUUUAUUUUCACUAAUCGACUUAGAUCAGCUUAUGUAAUAUUAGAAAUACACACAACAUCUGGAAUCCAGCUGGUAAUUAAUUAAGCUAUUUCACCCUAUUUUCUUUGUAAAUUGCCCAACAUUUGUUUCAUCAGUAUAUCUGUGGAGUCAUCCUUCAACGCCAGCUGCUACUGACUCCUCUCUUCCAUUCAGUGGCUCUAUAGAUUUUCCCCAAGUGAUAAAUUGGACACGGGGAGCCACUGAGAUGUGACCUUUUUGUCUAAGAUGGACCUAAUUAUGUUCAAGUUGUUUGGAUAAGCCCUAAUAACAACAUAUAGGUGGUAAUGUUAAAACAAUCAAUGAGGGAGGAAGUGAUUUAAGAGAACCAUCUCAACACAACUUUAAACAAAAAUGUAUUUUAAAGAAUGUUUCUUUAAACUUUCAAGCAUCACCAUUGUUUGUAUGUUGGUCUCCUCUCAUUUGAUUGAAGAAACGCACAGACUGUUCCAUCCAUCACCUCCACCCCUCCCUUCACUCCUCAAAUCCAGAAGCGCUUGGUUUCUAGCCCAUUCUCUCUCCUAAAGCUGAAACUUGCAGAAAGCUGCGCGUUGGACUUCGAGUCUCCAGUUUCUGGUGGAGAUGAACCAACUGUGGACCGAUUCUGCAAGAGGUACAAGUUGUAAAUGCUGGUUUUAGCGCGCGCUCAUUUGAUGGACUUUUUUAUCUCCAAAGGUCAAAGUAGCGCAGUGCAAGAGCGCGUCCGAUUCUUUCCUCUGCAAAAAUAUCACCCACAAGCAGGCUGGAAGACCAUCCAAUCGGGAGAACUCCGCAGGUCCGCAGAGCGCAGAUGAUCGCAACUGGUGUCUGUAGCGUCGCGCUGGUGCUGGUGCUGGUGGUGCUGAUUCCGGUCAUGGUGAACUCCGCCGGAACUCCUGCUCGCUACGAGAUGCUCGGAUCCUGUCAGAUGGUGUGUGAUUCUCACGGGACCGCGACCGCGGCCACGGCGAAGGCUACCAGCCCGAUCAAAGACAACCGGCUUCUCCAGUCGCUGCCAACCUUCAUCCAAGGUCCGCAAGGAGAGCCGGGUCGGGUCGGGAGGAUGGGACCUAGGGGCCCGGUGGGUGAACCCGGGCCACCGGGACCGGCGGGUCCGCCAGGAGAGAGAGGACCACCCGGCCUUCCGGGUCCACCCGGGUUACCAGGAGCAAACGGGCCGAACGAUGCCAUCAGCGCAGCCACUUACAACACCGUGCCAAAGAUCGCCUUUUACGCAGGGCUGAAGAAGCAGCACGAGGGCUACGAAGUUUUAAAAUUUGAUGACGUUGUCACUAAUCUCGGUAACCACUACGAUCCAUCAAACGGAAAAUUCACCUGUUCGAUCCCCGGGAUUUACUUCUUUGUUUACCAUGUGCUGAUGCGAGGCGGGGACGGAACCAGCAUGUGGGCCGACCUCUGCAAAAACAACCAGGUGAGAGCCAGCGCCAUCGCGCAGGACGCGGACCAAAACUACGACUAUGCCAGCAACAGCGUCGUUCUUCAUCUGGAGCCCGGGGACGAAAUUUACAUCAAGCUGGACGGAGGGAAGGCACACGGAGGCAACAACAACAAAUACAGCACCUUUUCCGGCUUCAUGCUGUAUGCUGACUGAACCCAGCAGGAGCAGCACAACAGCUGGAGGAGGAGGAUGAGGAGGAGGAGGAGAGCCGCUCUGCACAUUGCUUGCUUCAAUGCUCCUGCUCAGUCCAAUGUCAGCUGGAAUAUAUGAGACAGACCUCACAGUUUCUGUUGAAAAUAAUCAAAAUUGAUAUGAAGGAAGUUGUGCAAAAAACUGUGUUUGCAGCAGCGAAAGGCUGAAAAAUGUAAUCACAAGACCAGUUUAAUUUGUAGCCACAGCCAAGCUGUCAGACUGAUUAGUGUGCACUCUGAAUGAACUUUUUGCUUUACUAAUUUAGUUUGCUGAAGUGUCAAACCAACUGUAGCUGCUGUAACAUAUACUGAGUGGGUGUAAAUUGAAAUAUCAGUGUGUUGACAUUUAGCACUCGAUUCUGGAUGCUUCAAACUCAUUUCACUGUGUUUUAAGUCAAUUUAUGUGCUUUAUUUAUUCAAAAUAACACACCCUAGCUGUUGCAUUUUGGGGGUAAAAAUAUUACAAGUUGUGAUGAUGCAUGCUUAUUUAAAAAAUGACAUUUUAAAAGUGUACAUCUAAUUAAUGGGGCAUUGUGAUGUUCGAUUUGAAGCAUCGUCGCAACAUGAACACUCGAGUCAUCCUUCACGUGUGCUCAGAGGUGACAUCUGGUUCAGGCAGCAGGGUAGCCUGGUGGUUAGUCACCAUCUCAGAAGUGGACAGUACCGCCGACUGACACGUCCCAACAUUCUCCAAAUCCGCUUUUUAAGCCUUCUCCCGACGACGUGUCAAACUAAAAAUCCUCUGGCUCACUUUGUGGCAGUCCCCGAGAAGAUUCAUCGAAGCUAUACAGUUGUUCACGACACACACAUACAGUCAGCUAUGGCGAUCGCACCAUUGAUCAUGUGCUGAAGUCACCCUGUGAGGCCACCUGUUCCCAGAUGAGAGCAGGACGCGUCCUUCAUCUGUGCCAGACCGCCAGCCUCCCGUAGACACGCAGAGACACCCAGCGAGGGGCAACAGGACAACUCAUCUAGCACAAUGUGUCAAGAUCCGAGCAGCAUACUGAUUACUAACACGCUCAUUAUUUCCCCGCCAGCUAACGUGUUUGCAGAGAUGUCGCAAAUAGAGAGGGUGAUGAUGUUUAAAUUAAAACAAAAGCUGGGUACUGUAGCACCAUAUGUGUGAGCAGAAGUGUUUCUCUUUUGUCUUCGCCCUCUUGACCUCAUGUGGACAAGCUAAAGUUAACUUUUGUGUCAAAAAGACAUACAUAAAUGGGGUCAUAAGUCCUGCAAGGCUCCAAAGAAUCUAAUUAAAAUGUUUCAUCUGGACAAAAAAGCUGUUUGUCUUUAUUUCCCAUGGAAACAGAUGAAGAUGUUUAUAAACAUUCAAAAUGAUCAACAUCCAUUUAUCGUGAGCUGAAUGAUUUAAGGUGCCAACAUCACAUUAGAAUUAACGAGUCUGCUGCUCCAAACUUCUCUGAAUAUGUUCAUUAUGGGGUGUCGAGUAUAAAAUAAAAUUAAGAUUCCAUCGAAA
Molecule: messenger RNA, 3420 nt
Organism: Nothobranchius furzeri (turquoise killifish)
Lineage: Eukaryota; Metazoa; Chordata; Actinopteri; Cyprinodontiformes; Nothobranchiidae
Gene: c1ql3b
Product: complement component 1, q subcomponent-like 3b
Molecular function (GO): protein binding
Source: RefSeq, a predicted model, not a curated record